This is a messenger RNA of Hylaeus volcanicus, 4309 nucleotides long. RefSeq names its product solute carrier family 2, facilitated glucose transporter member 8-like. Gene Ontology annotation, biological process: transmembrane transport; carbohydrate transport. The coding region runs from base 472 to 2079 and encodes 535 amino acids. Lineage: Eukaryota; Metazoa; Arthropoda; Insecta; Hymenoptera; Colletidae. Gene Ontology annotation, cellular component: membrane. The record is from RefSeq and is a predicted model, not a curated record. The transcript is spliced from 7 exons. Gene Ontology annotation, molecular function: sugar transmembrane transporter activity.
ACCUCUCUUUUCCUUUCUUAUUACGAAAACAUCUCCUCUCCUUUACCCCGUUCGACCUACUCCGACCUCUUUCUUUCUGGCACUGUUUUUCAAUAGUUAGUCUGCUUUGCGACCACGAUCCGUAAACGUCGGGAACACCACUCUUCCGUUUUAUCUCGUGUGUUAUUUACGUUUCUGCAUCCGGAACGUCCCAUCGUCAAAAUUUUCAAGUAAUAUUUGUUACGGAGUAAUCGUGUCGAGGAACUCCGAUCCUCUUAAAGGACUUUUAGGCAGUUUCCACAUAGUCAAGAUACGAUAAAGUGCAAUUGUUUUAGCGACGGGCAUAACGGGCCGAGGACACGUUGGUUGAAUUUUCCGUGGACAAUUCGCGCACGUUGAUCGAGAGUAGCUGCUAAUCAGCCGGUCGCUGGAGGAAGGAGGAGAGACAGGUCAGCCGUUUAUCGAGCGAGCAACAGAGAAAGAGAGGGAGAAAUGGCCCCCACCCACGGACGCGAGGAAAUAGAGGGGCGUUCGUAUAAAGAGUAUGCCUACAGCCCUGUACCAGCGAGUUCCUCUUCAGCGGCGUACGAUUCAGCCACCCCUCGGAGACAAUCGGACGAUAACGGUGACGGUUCAACGAGAUACAACGACCCGAGCAGUGUCCGCAAGUUCCUUCUCACCGACAUGACGGAGAAGGGCUCGACGAUACUCCAAUACGUCGCGGCUGCCGCAGCAAACCUGUGCACCGUGUCAGCCGGGGCUAUGAUAGGAUGGACGAGUCCUGUGCUGCCAAAUCUGCAGAAUAGCGUGAAGGACAACCCCCUUGGCAGAAAGAUCACUGGCGAUGAAAGCUCUUGGAUCGGGUCUCUGAUAGCCUUGGGAGCGGUGGUAGGCUGUUUCGCUGCCGCAUUUAUGUCGGAAAGGUGGGGUAGAAAACGAACGUUGCUGGGUGCCGUGGUACCGUUUCUGAUCGGUUGGAUCUUGAUAGCCUCAGCCAAGGUAGUGAUCCAGUUGUACGUGGCUCGACUGAUUCUCGGUUUCGCCAUGGCGUUCGCUUUCACGGUCGUUCCCAUGUACUGCGGUGAAAUCGCCGAGACGUCGGUCAGAGGAGCGCUGGGAUCCUUCCUGCAAUUGUUCAUCACCAUCGGUUUCCUGUACUCGUACUCGAUCGGCCCGUUCGUGUCCUACAUGGUGUUCUGGAUCCUCUGCGCGAUUCUGCCGAUAGUGUUCUUCGGCUGCUUCGUAACGAUGCCGGAAUCCCCGUAUUAUCUACUAAAAGUCGGCCGGAGGGAGGAAGCCAUCGCUGCGCUGGCCAGGCUGCGAGGCAAGUCCGCGGCUAGCGUUCAAAAGGAAGCUGCCGAGAUGCAGGGGGCCAUCGAGGAAGCUUUUAGAAACAAGGCCAGCAUCGCGGACCUGUUCAAUUCGAAGGCAAACUUCAAGGCUUUGAUCUAUACGUGCCUCCUCGUUGCGUUCCAGCAGCUUAGCGGUAUAAACGUGGUCCUGUUUUACAUGCAAGCCAUCUUCGAAAGCGCGGGAACUUUGCUAAAGACCUCGGUCGCCACCAUAAUCGUCGGGGUCGUUCAAGUGGUGGCCUCUUGCGUUACACCAAUAGUCGUCGACAGGCUCGGAAGGAGAAUGCUGCUGAUCAUCUCUGGUACCGGCGAGAUCGUAACACUGUGCGCCUUGGGUAUCUAUUUCUACCUAUUCGAUGCUCUGCAUUCGGACAUGACCAGCAUUUCGUUCCUUCCGAUUCUCUCUCUGGUGAUCUUCAUCUCGACGUACAGCGUGGGCUGGGGACCUCUUCCAUGGACCGUGAUGGGCGAGAUGUUCGCCUCGAACGUGAAAUCGAAAGCGUCCGGUGUCACUGUAUGCGUUUGCUGGCUGCUCGCCUUCUUCAUCACCAAAUUCUCCAGCAACCUGCAAGACGCGUUCGGCAACUACACGCUCUACUGGGUGUUCAGUGUGUUCUGCUUGAUAAGCGUGCUGUUCACGGUGUUCGUGCUACCCGAAACGAAGGGCAAGAGCUUGAAGCAAAUCCAGGACGAAUUGAACGGUGUCAGAGCCUCGGAUCUCGAAAUCAACAUGUCGGGAAAAUAUUGAAAGCGGUAUUACGAAUGAUUCACAGUGCGACAUUUUGUUUCAUGUUUUUCAAGUUCACGCGUCUUUAUACUGCCAAAUACCAAGAUCGCGGAUCUCGAUCUCGUACCCGGGACUCGAGACGAAUGGACGUUUAGGAUCGAGUCGACAACGCUCACGUGUUAUUACCUUUUAGGCCUAAGAAAAUCUACGCUAGAUGCCGAGAAAUACCGUUAUCGUUAUGGAAAAGAUGGAGGAUGGAACGCGGCGGAUUCGAGAAAGCAUCGCUCGAUCGCUGGCAACGUAUGUACGUGCAAGUUAUACACGCGUAGAACGACUAUUUUACGAGCUAGAUCUGCCGUCGUUCCGCCUCGUGUCUACGCAAUAAUUCUUUCUACGUCUAUUUAUUUCGUGAUAAGUUUUAGCCGUUCAAUAGUCUUGUACGUACAUAUGUAAGGUUUCAAUUACACAGCCCUACACUUCUCAACUAACGUUUAAUAUUUAACGCCAAACUAUAUUAUAUCGUGCAUGUUUCGCGUUUGUACGAAACGACUUUGUUCGAGAUGUUGGACGUUUCACAUCGCUCGAUCGCUGCGAUAUUACGAAAUCUGUCGUGUUGUUUGCGUAAACUAAUGGACGAGCGAAUUCUGCAGAUACGAUCGAUCUUUAUGCGGGAGAGGAAGUGCAGACGCCUUCUGGAUAGAGGGGGGAAAAGGAAAACGACGCAGUUGGAAUUUUUCGAGGUAAUCGCUCGACACCUUCGCGUGUAAACGCUCGCGGGGAAUUUCAGUGAUCGCGACGCGAUUAUGAAUAAUUCGAAAAGAUUUUAACGGAAACGAAAUAUGUAGAUCAGGAUAGCGAAAACCACUCGUUGCUGUCGCGACUGUUCGAGAAUUCCUGGAAUCCUGUGUUUCUCCGUGGAAUUUACACGUUAAAGUUUCUUCGCGUUUAGCGGGCAACGGAAUCGGAACGUUACACUACAAAAAUAGUGCUUUUUUGCUACUUGCUCGAGCUCUGGAAUCGCUUCGCGUCCUUCUCGUCUAGGAGGUGAUGCAUAAUUCAGACUCGAACGACUAAGAUAUCGGGCGCGAAGAAGCGUGUUUCCAUGGUCGAAUACUGUAAUUCCUUGAAAUUAUAUUUUAUAACGUUUUUUCUCUUCGAACGGACGGCGAUUGUAACUUACAGGAUAUUCGAAAAGGGGUCGAGCGGGAACGGUGCUACACUUGGGUCGAUUUUACGACGAUUCUUCAGUUUUCCGAGCAACAAAGUUUUGCGAAGAUCGUCACGAGUUACACUAACACUGAUUAUCAAGCAUAAUGUCAUUCGUAGCGUAACUUUCAUUGGAGUAUCGUUAGUAGUUAACGAAUCGCUCGUUGUCCUGUUUAUUUAAGCAAAUCCAACAAGGACUCUGUACUUAUCGCUCGAUGAUGUAUCAACGAUUGUAUCUUCUCUCGAUGCAGAGCGAAUGAUUUUAUUAUCCGAAUCGAUCGUAUCGAGGCCUAACGCGCGAUUAACGUUCCUCCAAUUGUUGGCUACCGCUAUACACUUUAUACGACUAUAGAUUACAAACGCGACAUAUCAUUUGUAUUUUGUUUGCAUUUAUACAUACCUUUAAACAUAGACAGAGAGAAAGGAAAUGUGCGAGCGUGUGUGUGCGUGCGUGUUUGUGGCCAAGUAAAAUGAGUGUGCCAAACGACUUUAUAAAAUUAAUUUAAUGCCAGUGGAAUGAAAAAGACAUAUCGAUCAACUUGUAGUUUAAUCGAAGGGAACGUAUUUUGCGACCGCACAAAUCUUUGGGGUAAAUCGCGGAUACAAUCGAACGCGAGGCACGCGCAAAGGAAAUGAUUCCGGUGUAUUCGACCUUGGACCGUUCGAAAGUGCUCGCGGAAUCGUAACGUUCAUAGAAUUAUAUUUUUUACGCAGCCUGCGAAGCUGUUUUACAACUAAAUAAAAUCAAUAGUCACGAUUAUCCGCUGGAUGGUAAGUUUAUGAUUUUAAUAGAGAAUGACAAAAUUUGUACAGAGAAACGAGAGCGUGUGAUAAUGUUAAAUAAUCAGGGUAUCGGGGGAAAUAAUUUGUUCGGAAAUUAUCCGUGUAAUUUUGGCCGAUGAUAUUCCAUGUUUCCUCUUGGAUUUUCGUCGUUCGUUGCGAUUGUACAUAUUAUAAUAUUACGCAUCUGUCGGAUACUGUAAUUACGAUAAUAACUUUUCUACACACUUGUUACGGCUAAAUAAAUUAUAACGUUGAAGUAUUA